Eurytemora carolleeae is the source of this 1798-nucleotide messenger RNA. Its product is annotated as neural cell adhesion molecule 1. Gene Ontology annotation, molecular function: axon guidance receptor activity; protein binding. Bases 134 to 1507 code for a protein of 457 amino acids. The transcript has 15 exons. Gene Ontology annotation, cellular component: plasma membrane; neuronal cell body; axon. Gene Ontology annotation, biological process: synapse organization; homophilic cell-cell adhesion. The record is from RefSeq and is a predicted model, not a curated record. Lineage: Eukaryota; Metazoa; Arthropoda; Copepoda; Calanoida; Temoridae.
AUCUAUGGUUGGCUGAUUGUGUCCAAUGUGAGAAUCUUUGGAAUUAGAAAAUCCGUGAAUUUCUCCAGAGUUAGAGAAAUCCGUGAAUCUUGGAAUCUCAGAUUUACACUGUACAGACAAACUGUGAUAAAAAAUGCCGGAAUCUAAAAUCUUUCUUCUCCUUCUUCCUCUUCUUGUUACAGGUUCACCGUACAGUACAGAUGUAGAGGAGAUGUACAGCAGUGAUUACGAUGCUCCAGAGGAAUUGAAAGAAGCAAUAAUUGUCCGUACUCCAACGUUUGAAUCUGAUUCAAUGUCUAUGCUGGUCAACGAGGGGGAGACAGUUCGUUUACCUUGCAUGGUUGAUAGAUUAGAGGGAUUUGUACUACUUUGGAAACGAGAAGAGAGUAUUUUGAGCGCAGGAACACAGAUUAUUAAUCCUAGAUACAGGAUGGAUACAGAUACUAAUGGAAACCAGUUGGUUCUAAGCCAGGUGACCCCAGAUGAUGAAGGAGAAUAUAUCUGCCAGAUCUCAUCAUACGAUCCUAAAUAUUUAACCCACAAGUUGACUGUCAGAGUUGAACCAGGGAUUGAGACUACACCAGGAGAACUCCUUGUAGUGAGAGAGGGUGAACCAGCAUCUUUAUCUUGUAAGAUUUUAAAAGGAAGUCCUACUCCUGCAGUAAACUGGGUUAGAAAACAUAAACCUGAUCAGCCCAUUCAAGGAACUGUAGUUCAAUGGAACUCUGUUACAAGGCAUGAUGCUGGGCAUUAUAUUUGCCAGGCAGAUAAUGGUUUUGGUCCUGAUCCUGUUACAAGGGAGGUUAAACUUGAAGUUCAUCAUGGACCACAUAUUGAGAUAGGAGAAGAGUUCCUGCAUACAGCUGAGGGGGAGGAGGUUCGAAUUCUCUGUAAUAUUCACUGUUCUCCCAGAUGUGAGACAGGAUGGAGUAAGGAUGGAGUAGAUAUAGAUCCAACUAAUCCUAACUACUAUACUAAUAUUAUGGGGAACACACACACCCUUACCAUUCUGAAGAUGGGUUCCGAGUUGUUUGGAGAUUAUACUUGUACAGCGAGGAAUCAGAUCGGAGAAAAGACCGGAACCAUCCAGGUUUCAGGUUUGGCGCAUCCAGCGGUAUUCCAGGAUACAACACUUAGCCCUUGGUUAGAUAAAUUCUUCUUAGAGUGGAGUGUACUUAGUAGAUCACCAGUACACUCAUUCACCUUGGAGUUCAGAGCUGAACGUGAGUUUAGAUGGAGAUCUCUGGAGGUAAAGUCAGCUCCUAAACUUGAAAAUGAAUGGCAAGGAUCUAUUACCCUCGAGGGACUGGGAUCUGCCACCAGGUAUGAAGCUAGAGUAGCAGCUAGAAACCAAUAUGGACUCAGCAAAUUCAGCAAACCAUUCCUUUUUGCCACAAAGGGAGCAGAACCUCUUCAGCAGCCAUCAGUGUCAGGAGUAGAUUCCUUGUUUAUUAGCAAACAUAUCCAGCUGUUUACCACCUUAUUAGUUGUUGUAAACCUCCUGUAGAAACCUCGCUUACUUAACACCAAUCAAUUAAUACCAGUGAUUUUACCAAAGACGAUAUUUGCCACGUGUGGACAGUGCGGCACUGCCGCGUGACAAAGUGAACUAAAUUCAAAACACAGGGUGAAAUCUUUUCUUUUUUACCGUUAAACAAUGUUCAAUAGAAGUUGUAAUACAGUUUUCUAUGUGAUUUAAACAUUCCACCACUUUUAGAAUUUCAUGCCAUGAGCUUAAAACUAGUACCAGUCAAUAUGUUAGCUUCAUGUAUAUUGUGAAAUACAAGGAUUUAUAGGA